UGACCCCAAAUCUAUUGCCCCCCUCUGCAAACCCGUCUCUUCCAAACAACCCCUUCUGCAAGCCCUUCUCCCUCUCUCGCCCUCGCUGCCUCUCUCUCGCUCUCGCUCGCUCGCUCAGUCGUUCGCUCGCUCGCUCAGUCGUUCGCUCGCCCUCGCGCCCUCGCUCUCGCUCGGUAGCUGGGGAGGUCGCAUCUGUGGCUCUCUUGCUCUCGCUGGGUCGCUCGCCUCUCUGCAUUGCCAUUGGGACACUUUGGUUCAAUCUUUUGAGGUAGGCAGUGGCCAGCGGGCAUCCCUUCAUACUCUAGAGACUAAGAGACUAGAGGUUCUCUCUAGCUUCGAUUAUGUUCAACACUAAAUAUUUGCGCCUUGGAUCUCAAUUGAUCAAGGGUUUAACAAGAGGUGAAACAUCUACUCCAGGAGUCGCAUAUACACAAUUUUUUCGUAAUCGACCUUUGCAGCAUCUGCAUAAACUUUUUUCAAGCACUGUUACUGAUAAAGCUCAAGAGAGAGGUGAUGAAGAUGAGAAAAGAAUAUCAGUGACAUUUGUUGACAAAGAUGGCGAGGAGAAGGACAUUAAGGUUCCAAUUGGCAUGUCCAUGUUAGAGGCUGCCCAUGAAAAUGACAUAGAACUUGAAGGAGCAUGUGAAGGAUCUCUUGCCUGUUCCACUUGUCAUGUGAUUGUGAUGGAUAUUGAUUACUACAAUAAACUAGAAGACCCCACCGAUGAAGAGAAUGACAUGUUAGAUCUUGCUUUUGGUCUUACAGAGACGUCCCGUUUGGGUUGUCAGGUGAUAGCAAAACCCGAACUUGAUGGGAUGCGCCUAGCACUUCCUGCUGCUACACGAAACUUUGCCGUUGAUGGAUACAAGCCGAAACCACAUUAGAACGUUUCUCAUAGAAAAGAUACCUUGGAAAACUUUCCGAAGCAGAAGGAUUGUUCUGCCAGUUUUGUAGCUUCAAGUUGGAUAAGGGAACCUUGACCCAGAAAUUCAGUGUAGCAAUUGCUAUUCUUUGUUAUACAAUUCUCUGAAACAUAAUUUCUUGGAGAGACUUACACUGCCUUGUAUUUUAAGGGUUUUGAUUGAAUGGAAGAGGCUGCUUGUUUACAAGAAGUUCCAUUGGGUCCAUCUGGCAAGAGUUUACAGAAAUUGUGGAUAUAAAUGUGGCUUUGUUGUUAUUUUUUUUAAUAAGAGCCUAUCCUUGAUCACAAUGGGAAAGUUGUCCUUUAUUAUAAA
This is a messenger RNA of Diospyros lotus (date-plum), 1235 nucleotides long. RefSeq lists its product as uncharacterized. Gene Ontology annotation, cellular component: mitochondrion. Gene Ontology annotation, molecular function: 2 iron, 2 sulfur cluster binding. Gene Ontology annotation, biological process: P450-containing electron transport chain. The transcript is spliced from 9 exons. The coding region runs from base 342 to 884 and encodes 180 amino acids. The record is from RefSeq and is a predicted model, not a curated record. Lineage: Eukaryota; Viridiplantae; Streptophyta; Magnoliopsida; Ericales; Ebenaceae.